UGGCCAAACAUUCCGACGUAGCAAUAAUAUCCUGCAAAAAAAAAAGUCUUGAGACUCAGCGAGUUUGUAUUAUUCUAACUACAACAUGGGGUGCAUACCGGGUGGAUGAUUUACAUCGCACGGUCGUAAACGACUUGAAAUAUCGUUCAUCCGGCAGCGGACUGAGCAUGGCUUGACGAUGGUUGUCGGUGUGGCGGCGGUGAUGGAGAUGCGAGCCGUUGCCACAGAGUCCCUUCAAUGCGCGAUGCUUCCACGAGGCGGCGGGGCGACAUCGGGACGCCCCCACUUGGGGUCUCACCUCCUCCAUCCAAGGGUGCGCGCACCCCUUGUCAGGGGGUGGAAGAGGGGUGGAGGGUGGAAGAAGAAGAGGAGGAGGAGGGGGGGGUGUCUCGAACCGGCGAGGGAGCCGCCCCUGCCGUCCGAGCGACGAGUGACGACCACGAAGAGUCGGCGUCAGCUCCGCGGAACGAGCAGCGCGCACCAAACCCCCCAACUCCCAACCCCCAACCCUCUCCCUUCCACGCCGAAGGAGUUCGACGGCCGUGGCAGAACUCAUCCCGCUGGGGACGCAAGUCGAAGUUGAGGGCGGCGCGCAUCGAGACGCAAGACGAGAGAGAGGGGGGGGGAGCGCUUUACUCCGCACCUACCUCGACUCCCCCACCACCACCUCCUCCUCCUCUGCCGCCGUGUGAAGAAGAGAGCUGGGGGGGGGAGGCAAGCAGGGGGGAGCAAGCAGCCCAUGCUGCCCCGUUGAGGGAGCAGCCCGGGGGCUCGCGCCAGGAGGAGGGGAGCCGCGCUCGCAGUCGUCAGCUCCCCUCUCUCUGUCUCUCUCUCCUCUCUCUCUCCUCUCUCUCUGUCUCUCUCUGUGUCUCUCUCUCCUCUCUGUCUCUCCUCUCUCUGUGUCUCUCUCUCUGUCUCUCCUCUCUCUGUGUCUGUCUCUCCUCUCUCUGUGUCUCUCUCUCUGUCUCUCUCUGUGUCUCUGUGUCUCUCCUCGCGGCACUCGCCCGCCCGCAUGGCGGGAGCCGAGGCGUGCGUGCACUCUCCCCGACGCCUCGACCCGCUCGCCGUGGCCGAACCGCUGCGCAAAGGCAACAAGUUUCUCAAAUGGGAGGAGGAAACCAACUCGCUGGCGGCCGUGACCCUCAUGGUUGACCCCAAGGGUUACUUCCUCUACUGGACCGACCAGAACAAGGAGACAGAAUGCCUGGAGAUAACGAGCAUCAGGGACACGCGGACCGGACGCUACGCCAAGGUGCCCCGGGAACCUCGCUUCCGCGAGUCGGUGGAGUCGUUCACGGGGCCGCAGAUGGAGACGCAGACGCUCACGGUGGUGUCCGGGCCCGACCUCGUCAACACGGCCUUCCUCAACUUCACCAGCUUCACCGAGGGCGUGGCCCAGGUGUGGGUGGAGGAGCUCUUUAACUUGGCAACGAACCUACUGGCGCAGAGCGCCUCCCGAAGGACCUUUCUCGACAAAGUGUACACGAGGCUGAUGAUAAGGCUCAACCAGGAGGAGAAGAUUCCCGUGCGCAGUAUUCUCCGCACGUUCCCCGCGGACAAGCGGCGCGUGGAGAAGGCGCUGGCGCACUGCGGCCUCCCGUCCGGCCGGAACGACGUCAUAAACCCCGUAGACUUCUCACCGUCCGUUUUCUGGGACUUUGUCAACCAGCUGUGUCAGCGCACCGACAUCGACAGCAUCUUCGCUGAGAGUGGAGCCAAGAACAAGCCGUACCUGACGCUGGAUCAGUUCACGGACUUCGUGAACUCGCGGCAGCGCGACCCGCGGCUCAACGAGCUGCUCUUCCCACCGCUGCGGCCGGCGCAGGUGCAGCUCAUGAUCGACAAAUACGAGCCCAACAGCAACCUCGCUCGCAAGGGGCAGAUCUCGGUAUCGGGGUUCAAGCUCUACCUGCACGGUGAUGAGAACAGUGUCAUUCCGCCCGAGAAGCUGGACGUCAACGAGGACAUGAGCUGCCCCCUGUCGCACUACUUCAUCAACUCGUCCCACAACACCUACCUGACCGCGGGGCAGCUGAAGGGCUGCUCCACGGCGGAGAUGUACCGCCAGGUGCUGCUGUCGGGCUGCCGCUGCGUGGAGCUCGACUGCUGGAAGGGGCGCACGGCGGACGAGGAGCCGAUCAUCACGCACGGCUUCACCAUGACCACCGAGAUCCUCUUCAAGGAGGCGAUCGAGGCGAUUGCGGAGAGCGCCUUCAAGACGUCGUCCUACCCGGUCAUCCUGUCCUUCGAGAACCACGUCGACUCGCCCAAGCAGCAGGCUAAGAUGGCGGAGUACUGCCGACAAGCGUUCGGGGAGGCCCUGGUCACGGAGCCUCUAGAAAAAUUCCCGCUGGAGCCGGGCGUGCCGCUGCCGAGCCCCGGGGAGCUGCGUGGCCGCGUCCUCGUCAAGAACAAGAAGAAGCUGCUGGUGCGCGCGGGCGACGCACGGCGCCGCCUCGAGGGGGUUCCCUCCAACUCGCCCAGCGAGUCGAGCCUCGGGGAGCUCCCGGGAGCCACUGGCUCCGAGCUGCCCGACAUCCCCCAGUCGCCCCUGGCGCCCGGCAGCCCCGACGGCUCUGGGCGCAGCUCCGACUGGCACAAGUCCGGCUCCUUCAGCCGCUCCAUUGCAGAGGUGCUCGAGGGCGGCAGUGACGAGGAUGACUACACUGAGGAGGAGCUCAAGAAGGCCACGACCGACGAGGGCACGGCCAGCAUCGAAGUGAGCGCCACGCAGGAGAUGUCGAACCUCGUGAGCUACGUGCAGCCCAUCAAGUUCGACUCCUUUGCCGACGCCAAGCGGAGGAACCGGAACUUCGAGAUGUCGUCGUUUGUGGAGACGAAGGGGGCCGAGCAGCUCACCAAGUCUCCUGUGGAGUUCGUCGAGUACAACAAGACGCACCUGAGCCGCAUCUACCCCAAGGGCACGCGCGUCGACUCCUCCAACUACACACCGCAGCUCUUCUGGAACGCCGGCUGCCAGAUGGUGGCCCUCAACUUCCAGAGUCUGGACCUCGCCAUGCAGCUCAACAUGGGCAUGUUCGGCUACAACGGGCGCAGCGGCUACCUGCUCAAGCCCGAGUUCAUGCGGCGCUCUGACAAGCACUUCGACCCGUUCACUGGCAGUACCAUCGACGGCGUCAUCGCCAACACCGUAUCCAUCAAGGUGAUCUCGGGGCAGUUCCUGGUGGACCGCCGCGUGGGCACCUACGUGGAGGUGGACAUGUUCGGGCUUCCCGUGGACACCAAGCGCAAGAUGUACCGCACGCGCACCAGCCGCGACAACAACCCCAUCAACCCCGUGUGGAACGAAGAGCCUUUCGUCUUCAAGAAGGUGGUGCUGCCGGCGCUCGCCUCGCUGCGCAUCGCGGUGUUCGAGGACAGCGGCAAGUUCAUCGGCCACCGCAUCCUCCCAGUCUCCGCCAUGCGUCCAGGAUACCACCACAUCUGCCUGCGCAACGAGAGCAACCAGCCCCUCACCAUGCCGACCAUCUUUGUGUUCAUCCAGGUCAAGGACUACGUCCCCGAUGCCUUUGAGGACAUCAUCAGCGGGCUCUCCAACCCCAUCCGCUACCAGAGCCUCAUCGAGAAACGAGCGCGACAGCUGCAGAUGCUUUACAUGGACGAGCUGGAGGAGAAGAGGCCCGCGCCUGCAGACGGCGCCGGUGGGACGUGGCCGGGCACGGGGCUGGCGGCGGAACCGCUGGUGUCGGACCGGCGAGCGUCGGCGGGGAGGGGGGACGAGCUGACCACGACGGCGCGGCCGGGCGGCAAGGAGGAGCGGAGGAACGCCAACGGCGCGGCGCCGCGGAUCGGGGCCUCCUGGAGGACGAGCAGCCUGACGCCGUUCGGCUCGGCCCUGCUGCAGGAAGCCCUGGGGUUUUACCCUUCAUCUCCGAGGAAGGAGAACAUCAUCGGUGUCCUUCGAGAGCUGCGGCCAGCGUCGCUGGAGGAGCUGAAGCAAAGCCGGGCGCUGGUGAAGCUGCGGAGCAAGCAGCACAAGGAUCUGCAGGAGCUGGCGCGCAGGAAUGUGAAGCGCGCCGCCGAGACGGCCAAGGAGCACGCGGCGCAGCUUGCAGCGCACGCCGACCAACAGCAGCGCCGCCGCACCUUCGCCGAGCGCAAGACCUUCUACGCCCGCAGCCUGCUGGGGGGCGGAGCGUCCGCGGAGGCGCGAGCAACGGCGGCCGUGGGGCAGAAGGCGCUCGAGGUGGCCGAGCUGCGGCGCCGGCAGCGCGAGGAGCUGCGGACCCUCCGCUUGGAGCAGCGCACGGUCGAGAGGGAUCGCUCCCUGCAGUACACUGCGCAGUUCUAUGAGCGGCUGCUGGUGGCGGCGCAGGACAGCCAGGCGACGCUGCUCAAGAAGCUGACGGAGACGAGCGAGAAGGAAAAGAGGGAGCUCAAGAAGCAGAUGGAUGUCCUGCGGCUCGGCAAGGUGGAGGCCGCCUGCAAGGAGGUCAAGGACAAGCAGGAGUUGGAGAGGCACAAGGAGCAAAUCACCAACGCCCAUAUCCAGGAGGGCGUGGUGAAGCUCAAGACGCUGCUGGAGUCCCAGAAGAAGCGUCAGGAGCGCAUCGAGGAGAAGCACCAGCAGGUGGUGGCUGCUGUGAAGCAGGAGGAGCAACUGUGCCGCAGGGAGGUUGAGCGUGCAUUUGAGGAGUGGCUCCAGUGCCAGUCGGAGGGGGCAGAGAGCGGCCGCCAGGAGCAGAUGGCACGGCCGUGACGUGCAUGCCCCCCCCCCCACGAUGGGCACACUGAGAACACCACAGCAAGACCUCUCUCCCACACCACCUCUUGCCCAUUCCACAUCACCAGCUAUCCUUUUUUACUUUAUUUAUUUCUUAAUCAUUUUGUACAACUUCUCCAAAAAGGGUUUUCUUUGGGAACUUUUUGUAUCACCGUUUUGUAUUUUCCCCGUCUCUGUUGAACGUUGUCUGCUUUGGGAGGGGUUCCCGUGAGAGUUGUGUUGCUGCCUUUGCUGCUGUGGCAGGGGAACUGUGGGGGCAAAACCGCAGCCCUUACUCCCCGCCUGGUUUGCGAACGCCUCUCCCUAACGUUGUUGGUGUCACGGAGCUCCUGUGCUGCCACUUUCCCCGUGGCAGCGUUCGCGGUUUGUCGCUUGCUGCUGGUUCCUCCUGGGUGGACGUAGCCACCGCCGCUGCUGGCGCGCCUCCCCCCCACCCCACCUCUCCCCUGUGGUCGUCCACGGAUUCGUGAUGAUCACAGUCGCUGCUGCCGUCUCCCGUGAGCCAUGCGAGACGUGGCUGCACUGAGGCUCCAUCUGCGCGAGGGUUCUGCACGUCGUGUGUGCGUUCCGUACGCGCGUUUGUACAAAGUUGAAUAAAUGCACGGACUGCACGCCACGCUGCCUCCAGCC
This is a messenger RNA of Lethenteron reissneri (Far Eastern brook lamprey), 5374 nucleotides long. RefSeq names its product 1-phosphatidylinositol 4,5-bisphosphate phosphodiesterase beta-1-like. The record is from RefSeq and is a predicted model, not a curated record. Gene Ontology annotation, molecular function: phosphatidylinositol-4,5-bisphosphate phospholipase C activity; calcium ion binding. Lineage: Eukaryota; Metazoa; Chordata; Hyperoartia; Petromyzontiformes; Petromyzontidae. Gene Ontology annotation, cellular component: cytoplasm. Gene Ontology annotation, biological process: phosphatidylinositol metabolic process; G protein-coupled receptor signaling pathway; phosphatidylinositol-mediated signaling.